CAUCUGCAUCAGAUACAGACCAUGGUGAUGGCACUGUUGAGGAUUUGAAGCUGGGUGAUGUCAGCCUGCUUACAGAAGAUAGCAUGCAGCAAGAUGACCCAGAAGUGGCUGGAGAGGUGCCUCAGCCGACUACAUGUGUCGUGAUGGACCUGCCACUGGAACGAAGGACCAAGGAGAAGAAGGCGGCGCGCACGUCCCACUCCUGUGAUUUUGCAGGCUGUGACAAGAAGUUCCUAUCGUACCAUUCGCUGAAGUCUCACGCGAUGGUACACUCGGGCGAGCGUCCGCACGCCUGCCAGUGGGCCGACUGCGGCCGCACCUUCACCAGCUUCUACAGCAUGUCGGCCCACUGCCGCACGCACACGGGACAGCGGCCCUACGGCUGCACGGUGGCGGGCUGCACCAAGGCCUUCAAGACGUCGAGUGACCUGCGCCGGCAUGCGCGCAUUCACACAGGCGACAAGCCGUACGCCUGCAGCUUCCGCGGCUGCUUCAAGAGGUUCUCAACGCUGGACAUCAGGAAGGUCCACGUCAGGACGCACACGGGUGAGAGACCUUACGUGUGUGAAUUUGACAACUGCUCGAAGGCGUUCUCGUCCCAGACGAACUACAAGAACCACAUGAGAACGCACACUGGGGAGAAGCCAUUUGUCUGCAAGCAUCCGGAUUGUGACAAGAGCUUUACGGAGUACUCCACCAUGUACAAGCACCAGAUGGUGCACCUACAGAGCUUCAUCGUGUGCGACGUGUGCAGCAAGAACUUCCGCAACAUGAGCACGUUCCAGUCGCACCGGGAGCGCGAGCACAGCUGGCUCGCUCCGCACCCGGCUUCUCAGGAGCAAAAGGAGGGCGCCGAGGCGGCGGCCGCCCCGGCCAGCCCGCAGCGCAUCCAGCUGCUGCUCACCGAGCUGGACGUGCGCACGGUCGAGAUCAACGGCGAGACGGCCCAGGUGCUGGUGCUGCCCUCCGACGGCGACCGGCCGCAGGAGUCGGGCGAGACUGCCGACCUGCACUUGCUGGGCUGCGCCGAGGCGCUGGUGGUGGAGGCCGACGAGUCGCCCGGCUCGGGCGACGCCCCCUCGCCGGCGCUCUCCGCCGAUGACCCGGACCCGCUCUCGGUGGUGGUGGAGGAGCAGGCAUGAGCCGCCCCGCCGGCGGAGGAGGCAGGACUGGAGUGGCGCGGUCGCGGCGCUGAGCACGCAAUCCGCCUCGGUCGUGGUGUAGGAGGGCGUGUGACCCGGGGCGGCCCUCGUGCCGGGCGGGAGGCGCGGGCGCUGCUGUAAAAUGGGGAGGUGUUGUGUGGUGUGGUGUCGUAGCCCGGUGGCUAGGAGAACACAGUCUGGACGCCUCGUGGCACUUGGGGUGGGGUGUCUUGGCCCGGGGGUAAGAGGAGCGGAGUCUGAACGCCUCGUGGCGCGCAUCGCUGGUGGUGAGCUGCGAUUGAGCUGUGUAAGAGGAGGGAGGCGGUUGCCCUGAGUGCGUUUAACGUCGGUGAGUGACAGUUGGCACUUCAUGGCGUUUCACCCACACUGGCGCCGCGCCGAGCAGUCGAGUUCUGGAUGGUGGCCUCAAGCGGGUUUAGCACCGUAGUCUAGGCCGUUUAUGUAGCGGAACGUGCUGUGCGUUUUCCCCUCUUUGUUGCGGUGUCGUCACGUAGUUUACUUCGUGUUGCCAUGGAUGACGAUCAUGAUUGUGAUGACGCCCAGUGGCUCAGUUCUGCUUUUGCUCGGUACGUAAUCUCUGUUUGUGUGAGUGUGGCUUAUGCUUUGAAGUGUGAGACCAGUUUGGCUGCGGUGUUAUAUUUACCAAAGAGUCGUUGCAGUUGGUCGUAGGUGGGUCGUUUUUUUACGGAUUGGCGUGUUUGCGCCCGGCCUAUCGUGUGUCGGCGAUCGUCAGGUUCCACUCCAUGGGCGUUGGUCAGACGACGCCUGUUGAUUCCCAGUCAGGUGAUGGAGACCGCUCCGAUCGGAACAUGUAUGGGUAGAUUUACUCCCCAUGGCCAAAUCCGCUUGGCGUCCGUGUUUCAAUUGAAAUGCAAGCAAAGGGCUGGACAGACCAGUGCUGGUGCUAUCCUGGCGAAUGACACGAAUGAUCCUACGCAUAGUAUUGCUAGGGUUGAAUCAAUCCAUCUUAAAUUUCUGGGCUGUGCUAUUGCUUCCUGACUUCUAAAUGGUGUCUCCAACACGGCUUAUGGCGGUGCUGAUCAGGUGAACGGUUGAAUUUUACAGCGGUUUUGGAGCAGCCUGGGAUAGGUGCUGCCAUCUUUUGGGCCAUAGCACUAUUUAUAUUUCCCAUAACCCUCGCCGAUGCCCUUCCUUUGCCCGGCCGGUCAUUGGUCGCUGCUCCGUGGUUGCAACAGAGAUAAAUGUGAAACGUGAAUAAAAGACAACGCAUAUUGUCUCACAACUUAUGGUAUGAAUAUUGGGCUAAGCUACGUGGCAUGGAUUGUCAAUAAAAGCCCGGAACAUCGUGUACCAGUUAAUGCCGUUCCAUCAAGUGC
Molecule: messenger RNA, 2500 nt
Organism: Pollicipes pollicipes
Lineage: Eukaryota; Metazoa; Arthropoda; Thecostraca; Pollicipedomorpha; Pollicipedidae
Product: zinc finger protein 76
Exons: 9
Coding region: 84-1142 (352 amino acids)
Biological process (GO): regulation of transcription by RNA polymerase II
Cellular component (GO): PcG protein complex; transcription regulator complex; chromatin
Molecular function (GO): RNA polymerase II cis-regulatory region sequence-specific DNA binding; DNA-binding transcription factor activity, RNA polymerase II-specific
Source: RefSeq, a predicted model, not a curated record